CCCAUUUAGCAUUCACAGGUGCGUUGCCUGGACCUACUUGCCAAUACGAGAAAACAGAAGUCCAAGAAUUAUGAAAUGUCUCUCCUUUGAUUGGACUUUGCACCCAGGAAGGCAAUUCAACCCAAAACCUGAUCAAAAACAAACAAUUGUUCCCGUACGGUCGCCCUGUGCUAAAAAGAGCCUCCGGGGACCUGUCCGGCCGUUCCACUCGGAGCUGCCCGGCCAGAGCAGAUGUGGGCCACCCGGGGCUUCGCUCUUGCGUUGUUGAUCUGCGCGUUAGACGUCAGCGUCCUGACAGCUGGGCCCACUCCCAGCUAUGCUACAAAGCCAGAACAAAGGACCGGCACUCCACCGCCCAUAGACUGCCGGAUGAGCCCCUGGAGCGAAUGGUCGCCAUGUGAUCCUUGCCUAAAACAAAGGUUUCGCUCAAGGAGCAUUGAGACCUUUGGACAAUUUAAUGGGCGAAGGUGCUUGGCCAGCCUGGGAGACAGACAACAGUGUGUGCCCACUGAGAACUGUGAAGACGCUGACGAUGACUGUGGAAAUGACUUUAAAUGUGAUUCAGGCCGGUGCAUAAAGAGGCGACUUCUGUGCAAUGACGACAAUGACUGUGGAGACUAUUCAGAUGAGGAUAAUUGUGAAAAUGAUCCACGUAAGCCCUGCCGUGACCGAGUGGUGGAAGAGUCCGAGAUGGGGCGAACAGCAGGCUUUGGGAUCAACAUCUUAGGGAUGGUUCCCCUAAACACGCCCUUCGACAAUGAGUUCUACAAUGGACUAUGUAACCGUGUUCGAGAUGGGAACACCUUGACCUACUACCGGAAACCCUGGAACGUGGCUACUCUGGUCUAUGAAACUAGAGUUGAUAAAAAUUUCAGAACUGAACAUUAUGAAGAACAGUUAGAAGCCUUCAAAUAUGUCAUCAGAGACACAACAUCAAAUCUGAAUGCGGAGCUCUCUCUCAAAUACACACCCACCGAAAAACUUGAGCUGCUUAAAACUAACCUUCAAGGAGGGCCAUCUCCUGGUGCAGAUGCCCCAGCACAGAGUGCUUCCCCACUGGGUGCUGCAGGUUCAUUUCGAUAUAGGUAUUCCAAAAACGAAACUUACCAACUGUUGCUGUCACACUUUUCUAAGAAGGAAAAAAUUUUUAUGCAUGUGAAAGGAGAAGUUGAUCUGGGAAGAUUUGUGAUGAGAAAUCGGGAUAUCAUGCUGACAUCCACUUUCCUGGAUGAUUUAAAAAAUCUGCCAACUACUUAUGAAAAGGGGGAAUAUUUUGCAUUUUUGGAAACCUAUGGAACUCAUUACAGUAGCGCUGGGUCUCUAGGAGGAUUAUAUGAACUAAUAUAUGUUCUGAAUAAAGCUGUCAUGAAGGAACACGGUGUGGAACUAAAGGAUGUCAAGAAAUGCCUUGGGUAUGAUCUGGACUUAUCUGUGAAUUUUGGAAUCGAAUUAAAAGGAAACCUUAAUAAAAAGGAUUGCAUAAAGAGUGGUGGUGGCAAAACUGUAAACAUCACCGGCGACGGCAUCAUAGACGACGUCAUUUCACUCAUAAGAGGAGGAACCAAACAAUAUGCAACUCAACUGAAAGAGAAGCUUCUCAGAGGAGCCAGAACAGUUGAUGUGAAGGACUUUGUAAACUGGGGUUCUUCCUUGAGUGAUGCUCCAGUGCUCACAAAAGAAAGGCUGUCUCCUAUACAUAAUCUGAUUCCAGUGAAAAUGAAAGAUGCACACCAAAAGAAAGAGAAUUUCGAAAGAGCCCUUGACGAUUAUGUCAAUGAAUACAGUGUGAAAAAAUGCCGCCCAUGCCGCAAUGGGGGCACCGUGAUUCUGCUGGAUGGGAAAUGUGUGUGCUCUUGCCCAGUCACAGCUGAGGGGGUUGCCUGUGAAAUCAGUAAAGAAGUAACUAUUCCCGAAUUGUCAAUGGGCGAGAAAUAGAGUUGUUGGUUUCCCUGGGAUCACAUGGAAGGAAAAUCAGC
This is a messenger RNA of Miniopterus natalensis, 1976 nucleotides long. It is a transcript of the gene C9, whose product is annotated as complement C9. Gene Ontology annotation, molecular function: protein binding. Gene Ontology annotation, cellular component: membrane attack complex. The record is from RefSeq and is a predicted model, not a curated record. Gene Ontology annotation, biological process: complement activation. Lineage: Eukaryota; Metazoa; Chordata; Mammalia; Chiroptera; Miniopteridae.